GAAAGUAGUUUUGUAUGGUUCAGUAAUUCAUGAAUGCCAUUUUAUGGCUGAAGUAGUGAUGUAUAAGGCUGUUUUACUGUGGGUUUUAAUUUUAGAUAUUUGGGUAUUUGUCAAAGCAGCGUAUGAUGUAUCUAACACGUAUACGACAUGGACUGAAGCUGCUAAUCAGUGUGAAUUGCUCGCAGAACCCGUGCAAUAUACGGCCAGUGGUAAUGCAUUUAAUCUCGAGAGCAAUCCGGUCUUUGGCGAGGAAGGUGCUUGGGUUGGCUAUUAUAUGACAUGGACUGCCUUCGAAUAUAUUGGUUGUGUCAGUAGAACCGCCUUAUCCAAAAACAGGACACUUGAAACAGUUGAUGAUCCUGGACAAUGCUACUCGGCAUGCAACUUCUCGGAAUACUUUGGUCUGUUCUUCAAUGAGUGCUUUUGUCUAGAUUAUCAGAUUGUGGAAUCUGUGAAAGACAAAAGAAAGCUUUGUUUCCAAUGCAGUUCUAAAUAUUUCGGCAGCCAAGGCCCUGCUUGCGGUUCUGAAACUUACGACAACAUGGCUUUAUACAAAGUAAACGAUGCUGUGCUGAGGGAUUCGAGCAUUAUGGAGCGAGGGUCGCAAAAGAGAGAUGAACUGUGCCUCGAGUACAGUCCUGGAACCGGGUCAUUUAUUUGGGGGGCAUGCAACCGGGCUUUGCAAGUCAUGUGCCAGACUGAUGAGGGAGUAGAGAUACUCAAGGAAGGUGGUGCUACCUGGAUAACUGCUAUGAUAAUGUGUAUGAACAAUGGAAGUGACCCUACAACCUUUGUGAGUUCAAGCUCGGUGACAUCAGCUAAAAAUUUGAACAUUUGGACAGGUGUUGUACGGGCCCGCGUGAUUCACAAUCAUAUUCUAGAACCAAUUGAUACAAGAAAUGGCAAGAAAUGGUUCGGUUAUAUAACAAAGCAGGGACGCUACUGGCUAAAUUUUACAGAGGAACUAGUCCAGAAGCCGUUUAUUUGCGACAGAGCAGUGUAUGAUGUAUCUAAUACUUAUGCGACAUGGACUGAAGCUGCUAAUCAGUGUAAAUUGCUCGCAGAACCCGUGCAAUAUACGGCCAGUGGUAAUGCAUUAAAUCUCGAGAGCAAUCCGGUCUUUGGUGAGGAAGGUGCUUGGGUUGGCUAUUAUAUGGCAUGGACUGCCUUCGAAUAUAUUGGGUGUGUCAGUAGAUCCGCCUUAUCCGAAGAUAGGACACUUGAAACAGUUGAUAAUCCCGGACAAUGUUACUCGGCAUGCAAUUUCUCGGAAUACUUUGGACUUGUCUCGAACGAGUGCUUUUGUCUAGAUUAUCAGAGUGUGGAGUCUAUCAAAGACAAAAGAAGAUUCUGCUUACAAUGCAGUUCUAAAUUUUUCGGCAGCCAAGGUCCUGCUUGUGGUUCUGUAACUUACGACAACAUGGCUUUAUACAAAGUAAACGAUGCAGUGUUGAGGGAUUCGAGCAUAAGCGAGCGAGGGUCGCAAGAGAGAGAUGAACUGUGCCUCGAGUACAGUCCUGGAACUGGGUCAUUUAUUUGGGCAACAUGCAACCGGGCACUGCAGGUCAUGUGCCAAACUGAUGAAGGAGUAGAGACACUCAAUGAAGGUGGCGCCUUUGCUACCUGGAUAUCUGCUAUGAUAAAGUGCAUGAGGAACGGAAGUGAUCCUACAACAUUUGUUAGUUCCAGCUCGGUGACAUCAACUUCAAAUGCAGGCCUGUGGACAGGUGUUGUGCGGGUCCGCGUGAUUCACAGUCACAUUCUGGACCCAAUUGAUACUAGAACUGGCAAGAAAUGGUUCGGUUACAUAACAAAGCAAGGACGCUACUCGCUAAAUUUUACAGAGGAACUAGUCCAGAAGCAGUUUAUUUGCGACAGAGUGAAAUAUGAAACCUCAUCAUUGGCAACGCAGACUGGCAGUAGCACAACAUAUGCAUCAACAACAACUGGUUCAGAUAACUCGAACGGUGAGAGUAGCACAACAUACUCAACAGCAACAACUGGUUCAGAUAACUCACAGAAAGAGAGUAGCACAACAUAUGUUACAACAACACCUUCAGAUAACUCGGACAAAGUUCCGGAAACAGAGGGACUAACAGUUCCUGUGUAUGUGGUUGUAAUUGUGGUUGUAGCACUCCUUGCACUGUUAGCCGCCAUUGUCUUCAUUCUGAUAUGGAAAUCGCGGAAUGCGAAAAGGAAAAGUCAAAACACUGAAAUGACUCCUGAACAAAAUGGCUACAUUCAACCUGUCAGUCAACAUUACACCGAGGUCAAUCCCCAGUACGAGCAUUUGAAACAGGUUUCUCCACAACCAGCAUAUUCACAUCUUACACCAACAAUCACAGGCAUGGAGCAAACAAGAAGAACAAACUUCCCAUUGCAAGUCCAAGGCAGGGUUCAAAAUAGACAUACAGAUUAUCUUAACCCCGUGUGUGAUGGUAAUGAAGACGAAGUUUACACUACAAUACCAGAUACUGCCAUAGGUGACAAGGAACAACAUGCAGUGGAUAGCGAUUAUGAAAAGCCAAACAGCAGUGUCACACAAGUGAAGAGAUUGUAUUAAUACUUAACUGAAAAAAAAAAUAUGUAUUGUAUUUUAGCAAGAGCCAGGAAUAUCAUCAGUAUUUCUUUUUUCUUUUGCUUUUAAUAUAAUUUUGUUUGUCUGAAAUAUUCUGUGACAGAAAAUUGCAAUAGAAGUCGCAAACUAAAAAAAAAAAACAUUGUUUGAUAAAUAUGUUCUUACUACACAACGAUCUAAAGGAUUGCUACAAUUGUUUUUUUACAGUGGUUUUGAUAUCAAAAGAUCUAUUUCACUAACAGUAACAAAUCACAGACAGUGUUUUUCCAAUGCUUUGCCUUGUAGAAUUCCAGCCAAAAAGGAAAAACUUUUUAAUAAUCUUUUUUUCUUCUCUG
This is a messenger RNA of Mercenaria mercenaria, 2913 nucleotides long. RefSeq lists its product as uncharacterized. Lineage: Eukaryota; Metazoa; Mollusca; Bivalvia; Venerida; Veneridae. Bases 44 to 2563 code for a protein of 839 amino acids. The record is from RefSeq and is a predicted model, not a curated record. The transcript is spliced from 16 exons.